Messenger RNA from Leptopilina heterotoma, 1785 nucleotides. RefSeq lists its product as uncharacterized. The coding region runs from base 1 to 1785 and encodes 594 amino acids. The record is from RefSeq and is a predicted model, not a curated record. Gene Ontology annotation, molecular function: zinc ion binding; catalytic activity; nucleic acid binding. Lineage: Eukaryota; Metazoa; Arthropoda; Insecta; Hymenoptera; Figitidae. The transcript has 2 exons.
AUGUGGCGUGCCUGCAAGAAGCAAAAGAACAUAAGUAAAGAUGUUCAGGAUGGUAUGGUGGCUAUAGGGAGGGCGCACGAGGUGAUUCGCAGCAACUUGCGUUUUAUCCCUGAGCCGUUUAAAAAUCCUGAGCCUCAUACUCUAAGUAUGGAUACGUCAAACUCGAAUCCUGGUACGCCAAAGAAAGGAACUCAAGAGUUUGUUAAGGGAAGCGAUAUAACUGAUAGAAAACGCCCCAGAGAGAUCGAAAGUCCGGAGGCAAGUCUUCAGAAGGAAACUCCAGUGGAAAAGAGGGUUAAGUGCAAGGAAGCUCCAGCGCAAAACCCUAUACUUCCAAAGGGAAGUGAAAAGAUGGCCUCAGGGGAGACUUAUGGUUCAGUCACCUCAAGGAAUGCAUCGGCAGAAUCUGACGAAUUUAAAGUAGUCAGCAGAGGAAACAAAGGACCUCUAAAGAAGAAGCCUGCAGGAAAGAAAAAUGAGCUCCCCAAACAUCAUUUGAAGCUUAGGACAACGGAAGCAAUUAAGAUUUCAGCGAAAGACCCAAAGGCUUACAACGAAAUCCUAAAAAAGGCGUUUGCAGCCGUAAAACCAGAAGAAUCUGGAAAUGAGGUCCUUCAGAUCAGGAGAACUUUUAAUCAGGAGGCCCUGAUCGUGGUAAAAAAAGGAAAAGAGAUCUUGAAAUUUACAGGAGCUCUUGCUUCAGUUUUAAAAACUGAAGCCGAGGUUAUAUCUCUUGUGAAUAAAAGAACUCUCGAGAUAAAAGGACUUGACGAAACAGCGACAAGUGAAGACGUUGUUUCUGCCGUGAGGACAAAGCUGGAAAAGCCUGACCUGGACAUAGAGUGCAGACUUUUGCCACGUUUUAGUGGUACAAAAGUUGCGUUGGUCCGCCUGACUGAAGCGGAGAGCGAUUCUCUGCUAAAAGUGGGCAAAAUAAAAGUAGGAUGGAUAAAUGCUGCAGUCAGAAAGCAUUUAGAGGUAGCAAGAUGCCAAAAGUGUCUUGUUUACGGACACGUGACUCGAAAUUGCAAGGGCCCCGACAGAACUAAAAGCUGUCGGAGAUGCGGCGGUGAGGGUCAUAUCGCAAAGAAUUGCUCUGUCAAACAGCCUAAGUGUUUGACGUGCUCUGACUUGGCUAAGACAGACGUCAACCUGCACACGUGCAGAGAGGCACAGGCCCUUCUGACGCAGACGGCCAGGGAAAAGGGUAUCGACAUUCUGUUCUGCAGCGAGCAAUACAGAAAAAUCGACCUAGGUUCCUGGUAUCAAGAUAAGUCGGGUAGGGCAGCUGUCCAGGUGUGCAAUCCCGAACUGAGGGUUGACAGAUACCUGGAGACGAGCAGUGGAUUUGUCUGGGUGGAAGUUGGAGACAUACGAAUGUAUAGCUGCUACUUUUCGCCUAAUGAUCCACUGACGGACUUCGAAACCGACAUGGAAGAACUCGAAUCGAGCCUUAGAGAAUCCAGGUUGGAUGUAUUUGUCACUGGCGAUUUUAAUGCUAAGUCGCCGGAGUGGGGCGAGUCAAGGUUCGAUAAAAGAGGCAAAGUGAUCGGAGAAAUGGUCUCCAGAAACAGUUUAAUUACUGUGAACCGGGGAAGAGCUUGGACGUUCAGGAGGGGUGCAAUCGGAUCCAUCAUUGAUCUUACGAUAGCAUCAACUCCCUUAUUCAAACGCAUAAGCGACUGGCGAGUCUCUGAGGAGUAUACCGCAAGUGACCAUCAGUAUAUCGAGUUUUCGGUCUCAGUGGGAGACACAAGAGGAGGCAAAAGACAGGAAGUUCCGUGA